Messenger RNA from Drosophila mauritiana, 2026 nucleotides. It is a transcript of the gene TTLL12, whose product is annotated as tubulin--tyrosine ligase-like protein 12. The record is from RefSeq and is a predicted model, not a curated record. Bases 107 to 1987 code for a protein of 626 amino acids. The transcript has a single exon. Gene Ontology annotation, biological process: protein modification process. NCBI's taxonomy places the organism in Eukaryota, Metazoa, Arthropoda, Insecta, Diptera, Drosophilidae.
GGAGGCCACAAAGAAGAAGAAACACGCAUCACUGGACCCCGGCGUAUACGGUCACUUUAACCGGGUCGUGCUCCAAGAGAAUUCCUUUUUGCGCCCCGCUCUGCACAUGGACGGCAUAAGCAAGUACAACGAGUUUGUGGCGCUGCACAAGCCGCAGCUGGAGUCCUCCGGUGUUCCGCUGAUCUUUUGGCCGGCUCUGUUCCAAAAACUGACCACGGAAACCUUCGAUGCCGGCGAAGCACUCCAGUUGAUGCUGAUCGACUACGAUGAGGAUGAGGAGCAGAAUCCGGCCGAGGACGACGACAGUCCCAAUCCGGUGUUCGCACUGGGCGUUGCCCGGGAGCAGGGCAUAAAGGCCAGUGAUCCUCAGGCCAUCUAUUUGAUCGAUCACGCCUGGACGUUCCGGCUGAACGGUGCUCGGCAGCAGCUGGAGCAGUAUCCGCAACUGGCGGACCGACUUUCGGCCAUCACUGGCGUUGACCUUGAGCUGGAGGAUCGCGUCGAUAAGAUCCUGCGCCGCCUGUGGAAGUACUGCCACGCCUACUCCAUCGGCAGCGAAGGCUUGUCGGACGAGGAGCGCCAGCCCAUCUGGUAUGUGAUGGACGAAGUCGGCUCGGCGGUGAACCACUCAGACGAUCCCAACUUUCGACUUGUCCCGCUGCUCUACCUGAACACCCAAACCACGUACAGUGUGCUCUUUCCGAUUCGGGACUGCGAUGUCGGAGAAGCGGUGACCCGCGAUGUGCUGGAGCACGUGGCCAAGGAUGCGCCCCAGCGGGCUGCCCUGCUUUUGCCCUGGCGCGAUGCUGACCUCACGGGCGAAAGCUUCUUGCAGGUUGAACCCCGGGCAGACUACUUUACCAGCGGUCACAUCCCUGAGACCUAUCCCAAAGACGAUACUGAUCCACUGCCAGCUAGGACACGUUGCGAUCCGCUGAAGGUGUAUGCAGAGUACGAGGUGGUGCGCCGUCAUCUAACUUCCUCCGAGUUCAUCCUAGUUAACAAUGCAGACGAGGCGGAUGUCCUGUGGCUCACACACCACUUCAAGAAUUUCGAGGAUUUUGCCGAUAGUUCGCCCGGCAAGUUCAUCAAUCAGUUUCCCUUCGAGUACGUGAUCACUAUUAAGGAUCUCCUCAGCAUUGUGGGCCGCCGGGCGGCCAAGGAGCACCAUGAUAGCCAUACGCUGGAAACGUUUCCGUCAUGGCUGCCCACCACCUAUAAUCUGUCCACCGAACUAAAGGAGUUCGCGGCCUACUACCAAACGAGAGCAGCCAAGGGCCUCGACAACCACUGGAUUAUCAAGCCCUGGAACCUGGCCCGCGGAUUGGACACACACAUCACGGACAACAUCAAGCAGAUCGUACGUCUACCGGCCACUGGUCCGAAGAUAGCGCAGAAGUACAUCGAGCGACCAGUUCUCUUUAGUCGGCAGGAGGUGGAAGGAAGCGUAAAGUUCGAUAUUCGCUAUGUAAUCCUUUUGAAGAGCGUCAAACCCCUGAAGGCAUAUAUUCACCGGAAGUUCUUCCUGCGUUUCGCAAACCAUCCUUUCUCGCUGGAUCACUUCGAUGACUACGAGAAACACUACACGGUGAUGAACUACCAGACGGAGGCGCAGCUGCAUCACGUUAAGUGCGACGACUUCCUGACCCUCUGGCAGGAACAGUAUCCGGAUAACGAUUGGUCGGCUCUGGAGCAGCAGAUCUGUAGAAUGCUGCUCGAGGUGCUUCAGUGCGCCAGUCAAGCAGAUCCACCCUGCGGCCUGGCUCCUUGUGCCCAAUCACGAGCUCUUUACGCAGCUGACAUCAUGCUGCGGUGGAAGGACGACGAGGAGAAGGUGAUGGAGCCCCAGUUGCUUGAAAUCAAUUGGACUCCGGACUGCAAACGCGCCUGCGACUACUAUCCCGACUUCUUCAACGACAUCUUCCGUCUGCUCUUCCUAGACGAAGAAAACGACGAGAGCUUCCGUGUACUGACGGCGGACAAUUGACAUUAACCCAGCCAAUAAACCCAGUUAUCCCAAAGUUAA